AUGCCCCCUCUCCGAGCGCACACCAAAUCCCGCAACGGGUGCGACCAAUGCAGAACUAGGCGGGUCAAAUGUGACGAGCAGGGUCCACCAUGCACCAAUUGCACAAAUCGCGGACUAGAGUGCACCUAUUUGAAAGUGGCUGCUCGUUCCAACCGCACUCCACCAUCAAAUCCUGAACGGUCGGCUCGUUCACCAGGGGCAGGGGUGAAUCCACCACAGGCCAAUUCCUUCAACAUCGACAAUCUAGAAUUGAUGCACAAAUUCUCCACAGACACUUUUCAAAGCCUGUGUGUAAGCGAUUCAGAGACCCAAAUCUGGCAAAUCACCAUCCCCCGACUAGCCCUCAAACAUGAUUAUCUGAUGAAUGGCAUUCUCGCCCUGGCUUCCAUGCAUAUCGCCACUUCGGCCGAACCCGAUGCCCCGCGGUACCACGAUGCCGGGUUACAAUACUACAACCGUAGUCUGACGCCCUUCCGCAAUGCGAUCGACAGUAUCACCCCGCAGAACUGCGAUGCAGUCUUUGCGCACUCGAUUGUCAUGAUUGCCAUUACGAUUGCCUCGCCACGACUCACAGCCACCAAAGAUGAUGGCACAACCAUCACCGAGAAUAUCGUGAUUCUCUUCGAACUCCUCCAAGGCGUCCGAAAGAUCAUGAUGGUCAGUCAAUCAUGGAUCAAGCUAGAAUUAUUCUCCAAAGGCGAAUUCUGGAAGAAAACACCCGAAGAACUAGACCCAGACACCGAAUCCGCAUUAGCUCGCCUAUCAGCCUUAAACGACGAAGUCAUGAUAGGCAUCUAUGCCCAACAGCACCGAAUCAACCGCGAAGUGAUCUCGCACCUGCGCCAUUGCUACGCGAAGUUUGCACGGUCGGCCGAUCCCGCGCCUGUUCUUGCAUGGCUUGCGCGUGUCGAGAAAGAUUUUGUCGAUAGCCUGAGAUGUCGACAGCCAUUCUCUCUGCUCAUUCUUACCUACUGGGGUGUUUUGUUGACCGAGCUGGAUGGGCAGCGGUGGUGGGCGAGGAAUUCGGGCAGAGCGCUGGUCGCCGAGUUGCUUGAUGCUUUGCGAUCUGGGGAUCCACGUUGGGAAAGUGCGCUUUCGUGGGUGCAGAGGAAAAUGUCUUGA
This is a messenger RNA of Penicillium salamii, 1122 nucleotides long. The record is from the annotation of a GenBank genome assembly. Lineage: Eukaryota; Fungi; Ascomycota; Eurotiomycetes; Eurotiales; Aspergillaceae.